Molecule: messenger RNA, 1973 nt
Organism: Physella acuta
Lineage: Eukaryota; Metazoa; Mollusca; Gastropoda; Physidae
Source: RefSeq, a predicted model, not a curated record
ACACAUCACGCACCACACUGCAGAAAAUGGAAUGUGAGAAUAAACUCCCUAAACUGGGAAGUCUGGUCAAACAACAGACUUUGGAAGUCUGCACAGACUUUCUCUCUGAUGCUAUCUCUGACGUCACAAAGCUCUACCAGACCGAGUCCAACUUUGCUAUCCUGGAGACCAGAGAACAAGUCUACGAGUUCCUGCGGAUCUCCCCGCUGUACGGCGACGUCGUGGGGACGAAGCUCACUGAGCCGAACCCAGUGGAUGCCUGUCUGAAGAGUCUGAGGGUGAAGAACGCUAUCACCUUCGGCUUCAAGAUAACCCUGCUGCUGGAAAUGCGAAGCUUGCCUGAUGAAUACAAAGCUAAAAUUAUGUCCAGGUAUGCAGAGGAGCUGACCCGAAUUGACAAGUCUACCUCAUUGGCAGAUACUGACAAGUCUACCUCGUUGGCAGAUACUGACAAGUCUACCUCGUUGGCAGAUGCUGACAAGUCUACCUCGUUAGUAGAUACUGGCGUGUCUACCUCGGCAGAUACUGACAAGUCUACAUCGGCAGAUACUGACAAGUCUACCUCGGCAGAUACUGACAAGUCUACCUCGGCAGAUACUGACAAGUCUACCUCGACAGAUACUGACAAGUCUACCUCGUUGGAAGAUACUGACAAGUCUACCUCGUUGGAAGAUAUUGACAGCGUCACUCGGUUGCUAGGCGACUCCGGCGUCACCCAUUGGAUAAAAGCGACGGAAAUCGGCAACGAACUGAUUUGCAUUGUGACGUUAAAAUGUAAAGGUAAGGUGAAAAAGAAAUGGCUGACGGAGAAACUGGCCAGAAGACUAGGCUCCACGGGUCAGCUUGACCGGCAGCUGGAAAACUUCCAGAGCCUGAGCCAGGUCAUCGAGAACUUGUGCAAGGACAUCAAGAUGGCCACCUUCAGCUACCAGCCGCUGGACACCCGCCCCCAGACACUGGAGCAGAUGCUCAAGCUGAUGAAGGGCUGGACCUACGACUGCGCCGCGGUCGUACGGACCUGCAAACAACAGGCGACGGCUGGAGGCCACGGGCGCCCCAAGGAACGGGGGCGUCUCACCUUAGGGAGCGCUUUAGCCUGCUUCGGCGGCAGGAGUAGGGAGGUGCCGGAUGUGGACAGUCACGUGAUGCCAUUCAGCAGCCGACAGGUGGAGUCACGUGACUCGAUCGUACAGCGACCGUUACACGUGUCCAACACGUUCGGUUCGCAAAACUUUGACUACAUUCCGGAAUGGGACAAUUACUUGGACUUCACAAAGCUCGACAAGAAUGUCUACGUGUUAAGGUUUGUCGUGCAAGAUAUCCAGUGUGACGCUGACGUUCUGCCCGGCAGUGAGGCAUUGUGGGACACCAGCUUCGUCUCGGCUACAACAUGGCUGCCAGACACGCCCACAACCGAGCUAGACACGCCCACAGGCAAGCCAGACACGCCCAUAGCCGAGACGGACACGCCCACAGCCGAGCCCAGCUGCCGGGGGCUGAGGACGGAGAUGAUUGACAGGUUCCGACAGACGCUGGAGGAGGAGCUUAAGACCUGCAGCUGUGAGGGGGUGGGGCUGAAGCUGCAGAGGUUACACCAAGAGGUCAGGGCCAUCUCGCCCGUCAGCCCACAGUUUUACACGCUGGUUGCACGUCUGCAACACUCGUACGAGCUGCUCACCAGCAGACGUAUCAACAUUGUCACGUGACUCGUUGGUUGUGACAUUCAACUGAGAAGGUGACACAGUACACCAGAAGGUGACAGUACACCAGAAGGUGACACCGUUAAACGGAAGUUGAUAAAAAAAAGUAUGACACUACAAACAGGACAAACGCGCAUCGCCAAAAACUGGUUUACAAUACAACGAUCUUUACACAGACCAAGUUUACACAUAGGCAAAGUUCUCUCGAAGGGCCCCCCUCCUACCUCCCAGACAACUGGGUGUGCCCCCCUCCAACAGACAACUGGCUGGGGG